UGAAUCUAUUCGAAUAUAUAAAGAUUCAUUAUUCAAACAAAAGCAACUCUCAAUUUUACUUACUUAAAAAUACACUGCUGUUAUUGGAUGUCAAAGUAAAGAAUUGAUAAAAAAGGUAAAUCAAGAAAUGUCAUAAGAAAACACAGCGACAUGGCGUCCAAGCGAAGAAAAUUAAAUUUAAAGGAAAAAAUUAAAAUUUUAGAUGAAUUAAAAGCGGGAGAAAAGAUUGCAACAAUAUCAAAGCGUAGAAAUAUACACGAAGCAACAAUUCGUACCAUAAGGAGGAAUGAAACAACGAUAAGAAAAGUGGUUGCAGCCGCCAGUACUGGGUGCUUUUUAAGUGGGAAAAAAAUGCCUAGUCGGACUUAUGUGGCAAAGCAAGAAAAGUCUGUGAAAGGUUUUAAAGUAGCAAAGGAGCGUAUCACGUUGUUGUUAUGCAGCAAUGCAUCAGGAGACAAAAUGUUGAAACCUCUUCUUGUUAACAAAAAUCUUAACCCUAGGGCCUUAAAAGGUAUUGAUAAAACCAAGCUUCCGGUCCAUUGGAUGGCAAAUAAAAAUCCUUGGGUCACAGCUUCACUUUUCAAGGACUUGUUCUUAAAUCAUUUUGUACCUGAAGUCCGAGAGUAUCUCCGUUCAAAACAACUUGUUUUCAAAGUUUUACUAGUUAUAGACAACACUCCUGGUCAUCCAGACAUUUCCCAUAAAAACGUGAAGAUAAUGUUUCUACCUCCUAAUACGACGUCAUUAAUACAACCACUCGAUCAGGGCAUUAUUGCUACUUUUAAGCGUUAUUAUGUGAAGAAUUCUUUUCAACACAUAAUAAACGAAAUUGAAACAAAUAACGAAAUGAACGUAAUAUCUGCGUGGAAAACAUUCGAUUUAAAAAACUGCAUAGACUGCAUUAGUUGCUCUGUAAGAGAAAUUACGAAAACCACUUUAAAUAGGUGCUGGAAAAACCUGUGGGCGGAUGUAGCGGUAAUGGAUACUGAGAACGAGACAUUAUCUGAAUAUGCCGAUAUUUUCCAAGUAUCCCACGCGAUCGGAGGAGAAGGAUUCCACGAUAUAACCAUCGAAGAUAUCAAUGAACUUUUCGAAAAUGUUGUUAUUUCCGACGAUGAGAUUUUGCAAAAUUUUGCAGAAAACGAUUGUAAUGACAACAAAGAGAUUGAUGAGGAUAGCACAUUCAAACGCUGCUGGUCUUAGUGCAUCUUUGAUCCAAAAUGGAUUAAACAUAUCGAUGGAGUUAGAAAAUCAUUUCCUCAACUUGGACCCAAACACGGAACGGUCUGCAAGAUUCCAGCGCCAAUUAAAUGAAGCAGUAGAAUGCUACCGUGAGCUUUAUGAAGAAGUGAAAGAAAAGAAGACUCAGCGAUUAAUGACUGAUUAUUUUAAACCAUAAACGUAUUUUAUAUUAUAUUCAUUUUGUUAACUUUCCCUGUUUUGUUCGUUCCUUUUAAAAGUAAUACAUAUGUAUAUAAUACCAUGAAAAUCUAUAGUGUUUUAAUUGUGUAA
Molecule: messenger RNA, 1512 nt
Organism: Zeugodacus cucurbitae (melon fly)
Lineage: Eukaryota; Metazoa; Arthropoda; Insecta; Diptera; Tephritidae
Product: tigger transposable element-derived protein 1-like
Exons: 2
Coding region: 151-1203 (350 amino acids)
Cellular component (GO): nucleus
Molecular function (GO): DNA binding
Source: RefSeq, a predicted model, not a curated record